Messenger RNA from Torulaspora globosa, 1545 nucleotides. It is a transcript of the gene SIF2, whose product is annotated as Sif2p. Gene Ontology annotation, biological process: regulation of transcription by RNA polymerase II. Gene Ontology annotation, molecular function: protein binding; transcription corepressor activity. The record is from RefSeq and is a predicted model, not a curated record. Lineage: Eukaryota; Fungi; Ascomycota; Saccharomycetes; Saccharomycetales; Saccharomycetaceae. The transcript has a single exon. The coding region runs from base 1 to 1545 and encodes 514 amino acids. Gene Ontology annotation, cellular component: Set3 complex.
AUGAGUAUUAGUAGUGAGGAGCUUAACUAUUUGAUUUGGAGAUACCUUCAAGAGAAUGGGAAGGAAGUAAGUGCGCUGGCGCUGCAAGAUGAAACUCGAGUGCUUGAUUUCGAUCGCAAAUACAGCAAGGAUAUCCCGUUUGGAACGCUUGUGAAUUUGGUGCAGAAGGGUAUACUCUAUACAGAAUGCGAUUUGUUGGUUGAAUAUAACGGCGAGAUGAAGAAAGUUGAUGAAGAACACUUUACGCAGGACUUCAACUUGGCACAGGCUCUUCAGGUGGAGAAGGAAAAGGGACCUGACCGACUGAUAAAUGGGAGAUUUGCUCUAGAAAGUGAUUCCAUGGAUGAGCAGCCGAAGGAGGAAGACCAGAGGGACCUGCAAAGGCAAGAGGAGGGGCCGAAGAGCGUCGAGGAGGGCAUAGAGGCGGAGGGUUUUAUCAAGACUUUGAAAGAAUUUUACAAGUUGGGGAAUAUUGUCAGUACGUGCUGGAACCCGGUUGAGAAGUCGAUGCUCGCGGUCGGGGAGAAGCAUUCACAGGCUAGGAUCUACUCGUUUGACGAAAACAGUGGUGCUUUGUUGAAUGAGAUAGAACUUAAGCAUCCUUUUGCGCCCACCAGUCCAGUCGGCAACGCGAACAACGAAUUGUCCUGUCUGGCGUGGUCGCCAAACGGAAUGCAAAUUGUUACAGCAGUCGAGAACGGUGAGCUGCGUCUGUGGAAUAGGGAUGGAAGCUUACAGAAUGUCUUCAACUUUCACCGAUCGCCGAUAGUAUGCAUAAAGUGGAACAAAGAUUCUGCGCACUUCAUCACAGCUGAUGUGGACAAUGUGACGGUGGUAUGGAAUGCCACUACAGGUACGGCGAUCCAACACUUUGAAUUGAAGGCUUCCGAGAGCUCUGGUGAUUCGCUAGGGGUAGACCUCGAAUGGGUAGAAAUUGAUAAGUUCAUAAUUCCUGGUCCUCAGGGCUCUUUAGUGGUGCAUCAAAUAGGAGAAAGCAAGCCUGUGGGUCGUUUGGUUGGUCACCAGGGUGCCAUAAGUGCACUUCAGUUCAAUCCAGGCAAUAAGAUGCUUCUAAGUGCAUCCGACGAUCAUACUGUGAGAGUUUGGCGAGGCGGUAGCAGCAAUCCAUCUUACUGUUUCCUUGGUCAUUCACAAAGCGUGGUAUCUGUUGAUUGGGUUGACGACAAGAGGGUUUUAUCGGCAUCUAUGGAUGGCUCAGUGCGAUUGUGGUCACUGGCAGAUAACUCGUUACUUGCUAUUUCGGUCGCUGAUGGAGUACCUGUGUUUUCAGCUAGACUCUCACAAGACAAAAACAAAUACGCUGUUGGCUUCGUUGACGGUCAGGUUAUUGUUUAUGACAUGAAAUCUCUGCUCGCUAGUUUGGAUACUCGAAAGAGAUAUCCUAUUCCAUUAUCUUUUCCCAUCUACGGUACUUAUCAAAGCCCGACCAACGGAGACAACGUCUUUGACCUUUCCUGGGCCUUCAAGAGUGACAAAGUCGCGGUGGCCUUCUCUACUGGGCAAGGAUCCAUUUUGUGUUUGUAA